Molecule: messenger RNA, 532 nt
Organism: Capsicum annuum
Lineage: Eukaryota; Viridiplantae; Streptophyta; Magnoliopsida; Solanales; Solanaceae
Product: histone H4
Exons: 1
Coding region: 64-375 (103 amino acids)
Biological process (GO): nucleosome assembly
Cellular component (GO): nucleosome
Molecular function (GO): structural constituent of chromatin; DNA binding; protein heterodimerization activity
Source: RefSeq, a predicted model, not a curated record
UCAUUUCUCAUUCAAAUUCAAAACCCUUGAAACUGUAUCUUCUUCAAAUUUCUCUUCGUGAAAAUGUCUGGCCGCGGAAAGGGAGGCAAGGGAUUGGGAAAGGGAGGAGCCAAGAGGCACAGGAAGGUUCUAAGAGACAACAUCCAGGGAAUUACCAAGCCAGCCAUCCGUAGGCUUGCUCGUAGGGGUGGUGUGAAGCGUAUCUCCGGUCUGAUCUAUGAGGAGACUCGUGGUGUGCUCAAGAUCUUUUUGGAGAACGUGAUUCGUGAUUCGGUUACCUACACUGAGCAUGCCAGGAGGAAGACCGUUACUGCUAUGGAUGUUGUUUAUGCUCUUAAGAGGCAGGGAAGGACUCUGUACGGAUUUGGUGGUUAAAUUGUAGAAGUUGUGAAUUAGAUCAGUUGUUAGGUGGUUGAUGUAGAUCUGAUGGAAAUUUCUGUGUUUUGGUUUCUAAAACGUUGUUCUAGUUCUUAAGCUUUGGAUGGUGAAUUUCUCAUUGCAUUUUCAAUGAACAAUGUUCAGUUUCUAGAAA